CCCUGCUCUGUAUAUCAGAAAGCCUCGUGAGAGGUGGUGUUUCAACGAUAUCUGUGUGGAAUGCCUUGUUCCAGCUCUCCUUUAUCUCAAUAAGACACCUGUCUCUGAAGGUCUUUGAAUACUCGUGUUUCUCCUCCGAUGUUUCUCGCUUCUCUAAAUAGGGUGCUGAUAGAACCUCUUUUCCUGUUUCGUAUCUCAUACAUAUCCUUUCCUUUUAUUUGAGAACGAGUCCUAGAAGUCAAGUACAGAAGCAACCGCCGAAGGCGCCCAUCACUUGAUGUAAUUUCUUUAUUCUCUUCGAGCAUCAGAGUUGUCUUUCUAUCUACAAUAUGGCCGCUUCAACCACUCCUCCCUAUGCCCAGGCAGUGAUCAUUCCAUCACUGUCCAUCCUCUCCAUCCUACUUUCUAUCCCUCCGAUGAUUCUGCAUUCAAAGAACAGAAACCUCCCUGCUAUCUCCCUCAUAUGCUGGUUCCUGUGUCUCAACUUGUUCAACAUUAUCAACGCUUUUAUUUGGCCCAAUGAUAAUAUGGAUAGCUGGUGGAGUGGCGUUGGUCUUUGUGACGUGGAAGUCAAGGUGAUGAUUGCCAGUUACGUUGCGGUACCUGGAAAUUUGCUCUGCAUCUUCCGUAGUCUAGCCAUAGUGAUGGAUACUAGACGUGCAAUGCUUGUCCCAAGUAAGCAACAGCGACGGUGGAAUUUUGGCAUGAAUAUAUUAUUUUGUGUGGUCGUGCCGGUUCUGGCAAUGACUACCAAUAUAGUCUACCAGGCGAACCGGUACAUUCUGGUCAGUAUCUCGGGCUGCGUCAAUAGCUUUGAUGAAAGUUGGAUGAGCCUCAUGCUGGCAUGGAUCUGGCCUCUGGUCAUCUGUCUCAUAGCUGGCUAUUAUUGCAGCCUCGUGCUCUACCGUCUUUAUAGGUACCGAAACCAGUUCGGUGACAUCCUGCAGUCGUCAAACAGCAACAUGAACAAGUCUAGAUUCAUGCGGCUUUUCAUCCUUUCCUUCAUUAUGCUCCUGGCAAUUAUACCGGUUCAGGGCUUCGUUGUCUACAAGAACAUAAAUCUUUCGCUGCCGUGGCAUUCUUACUCCUGGAAUAUGGCUCACGGACCCUAUUGGAACAAUAUCCUGAAAAUGCCUUCUCGUGGUGAAUCCUUUUACGAUCGCUGGUUUCCAGUUGCUUCAGGCCCGUUAUGUUUCAUCUUCUUCGGGUGUGGUCGAGAUGCUUUCAGGAUAUAUCGAUCUUUCCUCCGCUCUUUACGUCUGGAUCAUUGCUUUGCCAGCACACACGACUCCUCGUCCGAUGCCUCCCAUUCAACUACGCCAGGUCUUAUGAGCAGCCGAGUCAGGCUACUAUGUCAUAAAUCAUGGAAUUCUACGGUAGUAACCCAUGUAGGGAACCCUGCCACUAUGAGUGGUACCAAUCGGAGCUCUGAUGUGGAGAAGGGCGCCGUAUCAUCGCCAGAACCCCAACGUGAGCAAGAUGGUUCGUGGCUCAAACAUCCCUGGUCUCUUCUGAGUCGCUCGCAUAACCGCUCGUCCACCUCUAGUCGCGAGAGAAUUUUGCCCGUUCCAAAUCUCUCUUCUCCGUCCAAUACGGUUUCCACUAGUGCGUGGGCGGGCUCCAGCCAAAGUCGGGAAAGCAACGAUUUUACUAAUAUCUCUGGAAGGGAGGAUUUUAUCCGAGUGAAACGGGACAUCAGCCAGGAGAGCGAAACGCAAAGCUGAGGUUGUACAGUAUGGUUGAGACAAGUCGUUUACCUAACCGGCCAAUAAAAGCGAAGAUCACCUGCACCUCAGGGAUCUCAAGGCUUCUGUGGUCAGUUGCCUCAUCAAGAAUAUCUCUCACAUUUGUGUAUCUAUUCUGUCUUGGGCACUCGUUGUUUUUU
Messenger RNA from Aspergillus alliaceus, 1885 nucleotides. Its product is annotated as pheromone receptor. Gene Ontology annotation, molecular function: mating-type factor pheromone receptor activity. The coding region runs from base 330 to 1724 and encodes 464 amino acids. Gene Ontology annotation, biological process: G protein-coupled receptor signaling pathway. Gene Ontology annotation, cellular component: membrane. The record is from RefSeq and is a predicted model, not a curated record. The transcript is spliced from 3 exons. NCBI's taxonomy places the organism in Eukaryota, Fungi, Ascomycota, Eurotiomycetes, Eurotiales, Aspergillaceae.